AUGGAUGAGGAAGAUGUGUUCAAAUGUCGAAUACAUUAUGUGAAUGAUAGUGAUCCAUUUGCAACUACUUCCACUUAUUAUUUGGAACCGAUGAGGCCUGUAACUUUCCAAUUUCGAUUACAUUCGUCUAUUGGAUUACAAAUCCCUGAAGUUAUAAGAACUCUUCGCGCACCACACAAGCCCGGAGAUUCCGCUUUACAAGUGUAUAAAGGAAGCGAAGGUGGUGGUGGUGAAUUCUUCACAUACUUAGAUGGUGAACUGACUCUCUUCGAGCAGCCGGAUGAAUUCGAAAUUCUGAAAAGUGACAGGCACGUUCUAUUUUAA
Molecule: messenger RNA, 324 nt
Organism: Auanema sp. JU1783
Lineage: Eukaryota; Metazoa; Nematoda; Chromadorea; Rhabditida; Rhabditidae
Source: the annotation of a GenBank genome assembly